AUGUCACGGAAUCAAAACAACACACCCACAAAGGACAAAGAACCCAAGAAGCUGGAAGAUCUGGAAGAUAACACAGUGAUCGAGAUCGUCACCCAUAGUCUCCAGCGCGACAACCUUGCUCCGGGGGGUCUUGUACUCCGGGAGAAUUUCAGUGCUCUGGAUCGACGGCAUCUGCCGUAUCCGAAAUGGCGCUGCAAUGAGUGUCACUUCGAAUUCGCGACUGCCAAACUGCGCGACCGCCACGAGGCCAGCCAUUGGCAUACUUCCGGUGGAGAGUCCCUAGGCAUGUCGUUCAUGGGGCAUCAAGCUCUUCUAGACCGUGCGUGGAUUUCCUGCAUGUUCCUCACUUUGCGCCGGGCUGAUGAGAAGGAUAUAGGGAUUCCGGAACCCUCCCGGCAGCUGGUUUUAGAAGAGUUCAUCAACUCACCUCGAGACUACAAGCACGAUGGCCUGCCCCCGGCACCUGAUAUCUAUCGGGUUCCGUAUAUCGGGACCGAGGAGGCGAGCACAUUGAAAUCGUCCUAG
Molecule: messenger RNA, 525 nt
Organism: Aspergillus lentulus
Lineage: Eukaryota; Fungi; Ascomycota; Eurotiomycetes; Eurotiales; Aspergillaceae
Product: putative C2H2 finger domain protein
Source: RefSeq, a predicted model, not a curated record